Papilio xuthus (Asian swallowtail) is the source of this 3352-nucleotide messenger RNA. RefSeq names its product choline transporter-like protein 1 (gene Ctl1). The record is from RefSeq and is a predicted model, not a curated record. Bases 192 to 2177 code for a protein of 661 amino acids. Gene Ontology annotation, biological process: transmembrane transport. Lineage: Eukaryota; Metazoa; Arthropoda; Insecta; Lepidoptera; Papilionidae. Gene Ontology annotation, cellular component: membrane. The transcript has 12 exons. Gene Ontology annotation, molecular function: transmembrane transporter activity.
AGAAUUUACUAAACAAAAACAAUCGCUUCAUCGGUCUGCCUGCUGCCGCACCCUCACGAUAAUGUGGAUCUACUAUGAAUAACAUUUUUUGUAGUUUGUAAACCUUACUCCUUUGAAAACGAGUAAUUGAGUUUUAGUUUUAUUUUUGCAUGGCGAGAAGUGCGGAAUAGUAAAUAUAAAAAAAAGGAAAAAUGGGAUGUACACAAAGUGAAAUUUCGCCUCAAAAUGAAACGCCGAGAAAAGGUUGCACCGAUGUAUUGUGGCUUGUUAUUUACAUUGUUUUUUGGUUACUUAUGUUAAUGAUUGCGUGUAUUUCAUUCGUGUAUGGGAAUCCACAACGACUUAUAAAUGGAUAUGAUUCCUUCGGCAAUACGUGUGGCGUUAAGAGCAAUAAAAAAUUAUUAAACUAUACACUAUCUGGAAUUAGCACUGCCGACAAACCCUAUUUAUUUUUUAUGGACAUAAAGGAAUUAAGACGUUCACUGAAGAUAUGUGUAAAACAAUGUCCAAAAAAUAAAUUAGAAUCAUUGACAGACAUUCAAAACUUUUACAGAUCAACAGGAUCAAAUGUUUGCAGAUAUGACAUAGAUUUAAAUAAUGUGAUAAGUUCAAGUGAUCUACACAAUUUUAUUGGGCCCUGUCCAACCUUGCCUGUGUAUGAAUCUUUCCCUUUGCUAAAUCGUUGUUUUCCCAAAUCAGCUAAGGAGAUAGCACAAAAAGUUUUCACAGAUUUCUAUGAUCUAUUAAACAGCUGGGAUACUAUAGAGCAAAUGCUAUCAGAUCUUUAUUCAUCAUGGAAAGAAAUGAUAAUUUGUGUUAUAAUUGCAUUUAUUUGUUCAUUAAUAAUGGUAUCAAUCUUGCAUUUACUUGCAACCCUAGUUUCUUGGAUUUUCAUGAUACUGGUGUCCAUUGUGAGCAUUGCAGGGACAGGACUUCUCUGGUAUACAUAUCAUGAGUUGCACACAAAACAAAGAGACUUUUCACAAACAAUGUUCUUAGCCGAAUCAUUAAAGAAUGAAAAGGCAUUCUUAUGGUACUCAAUAAUUGCAACUAUUAUAACAGUAAUCUUAUUGUUAUUGGUUUGGGUCAUGCGUUCCCGCGUUUCAUUCCUGGCAGCACUUUUCAAAGAAACGGCACAUUGCCUUGGCUCAAUACCAGCUCUAUUUCUGCAGCCCAUCAUAACAUUCUUUUUCCUCAUUAUCUUCUUUGCAUUCUGGUCAAUUGUUGUGGUGUGUCUAGCCACAGCAAAUUACCCUGGUAUACCAUUUAAAACGAAUUUCUUUAUUAAUGGCACUCCAUCACCAGAUCAUAUUGAAAAUUCCGCUAUGCAAGCACAAACAAGUUUGAAAUACCAGAUAGAGUUUGAUCCUUUAUGGAUUAAGAGCAUGUGGUGGAUGUGCCUUAUUUGCCUCAUUUGGGGCAGCGAGUUCAUCCUCGGAUGCCAACAGAUGACCAUCGCGGGUGCUGUCUCACAUUGGUACUUUAGAGGCCCUAAUGCACAUCCUUCACCAGUGAUGUAUUCAAUUGGAAAACUUUUGAAGUACCAUUUGGGUUCAGUGGCCAAAGGGUCCUUCCUUAUUACGCUGUUCAAGAUCCCCAGGCUCAUUCUCACAUAUUUACAUGCAAAGUUAUCGUCCAGAGCAGAAAAGGGUUCUGAGUGUGCCAAGUGCGGUCUCAAAUGUGGUAUCUGUUGCUUCUAUUGCCUGGAGAAGUUCAUUCGUUAUCUCAAUCAUAAUGCGUACACAAUAAUAACUAUCGAGAGAUGUCACUUUUGUAAAGCCGCUGCGAGGGCGUUCAGUACGAUAGUGAACAACGCGCUGCAAGUGGCGACUAUAAAUAGUAUAGGUGACUUCAUCCUGUUCCUGGGCAAGUGCAUAGUGACCGCGGUGACGGGCAUCAUCGGCCUGUUGCUGCUUAAGAGGAACAACGACUUGCAUUUCUUUGCAGUGCCCACACUCUUCAUAUGUAUAUUCUCCUUUUUGAUCGCCCACUGCAUACUGUCUCUAUACGAGAUGGUAGUAGACUCGUUGUUCCUGUGCGUGUGCGAGGAUCGUAAUAUGGACAACGCGAAUGGCCGCUGGAAGUCUUCGCGGCUUGCCGAGUUGGGCGGACACCGGCCCGACAAGGAGGAGGAGCAGGAGGGCGCCGAGCUGCAGGGCCUCCAUGAAAAGUAUUAAUAUCGUAAAUAACUGCCAUUGAUGAUCAAAUGUGGGUGAACAGGAAUUGUAAAAUCAUAACAAUUGGGUCUGGCACUCGAGGAAUAUUUUAUAAUACUACAAUUAUGUAGGUGACGAUAAAACGAAUCGUUUAAAUUUAAGACAUAACCUAUUUUUGCUUUUACUUUACACUUUUUUGAUCUUUUUUUUAAUAAUUUAUAGUGUGAUAGGCAUAUAUUAACUCCAGUGUAAGCUGAAAUUUAGCAUAAGUUUUUUUAUUUUUUUUAUUUUAAUCUUACUUUACUUUUUAAACAAUGCUCAGUUAUAACUAUGAUUUGAAUUAUUGAAUGCUUUAAAAGACUAUGUACUGAUAAAAUUUCAAUAUUUCUUCAGUUUUAGUAACCGCACGUAUGGACCUUAUAACAUAAUCACUGUUUUCUAAUACACAUUAUAUUAUGACCUUUUAAAUAAUUUUAAAAUACGGCGUGAUUUGAAACAUUUAACAAAAUAAAAUUUUUAUGAGAUAAAGGAAAAAAUCAAAAAUAAACAUUUAUAAGACAUUUUAUACUCUCAUUGUUGUAUUCAACAAUUUAUAAUUUUGAUAUAAGAAAAUCCAUUUUGGAAAAAAGACAAUCUUGUCAGUAUUUUUAAAAUACUCGAAUGUACCCUCAGAAUAGUGAAAGUAUAUUUUUUGUUGUUUGAAAAAGCAAGGAAAAAAGUUUUUAAAUAUUUUUUAUUUUUUAGAAAUAGAGGCUUUAAUUUUUAUUAAUUUUAAUUUAAUAAUUGUUCUCUUCCAAAAUCAACUCCAGAUAAUUUUAAUAUUUAUAGGUUUUAAGGAUUCUCAUGCUUUACCGUCCAAAAUAUUUUUACACAAUUUUUAAUUGGAUGUGUAUUGAAAUUUAAGCUAACUAAUUACGUUAGUAAACUCUAAAAAUUAAUAUGAAUCACUUGCACAAUGUGUAUAUAAUUUUAUACAUGAUAUAUGCUUUAGUUAUAUCUUCAAAUUGAAAUACAUAUGCCAUUUGGGUCUGCGAUUUUAUUGGUAAUUUAUUUCAAACAAGCUUUAUAAUAAUGGUUUUAAAUGUUAUUAGUGAGUUAAAAAUAUAAUAGGAGUCCACUUCAUUCUUGUGAAGAUUUUUCUCGAAUUUUUUAUUAUUUUUUAACAGGGAUAUUGACAUUUGUGUGUAUCAUUACUA